AUGAUUCAUUCACGCAACAACCAACUCAACGAGCAGCCCAGCGACCCUGCAUUUUCCGAGACCGAAGCGGGCUGGUUCAAGCUGUUUACUCAGGAUAAUGCCAAUUGGGAAUCCGCCGAUGUUGGCACGGAAACGCAGUGUUAUUUUGCAGGGUUCCGGUCGAAGCAUGACAAUCACGAUGAGGACCGCUGGUGGGAUUAUCACGAGUACUGCAUCACGCAUUCUGGCGAACAAAUCACGAAAGGGAACUCACCCGACGCCUACUUUCAGAUGAACGACUGGGACCAGGAUUUCAGCUGGACUGCCACGACAGGUCGAACAAUCUACGGAAUGAACUCGCGCCACUGGAACACCAAAGAAGAUCGUCUUUAUCAAGUGAAAACCGUUGAAAUGAUUCCCGAGUUCGAGUACACGGGUGGUUGUUCGACGACUGCCGAAGUGAAUAACUUUGACGGAGAUCUAGACUACACAUGCCCUCUGGUGUUUGAGUACAUUGCAGGAAUGUCUUCAGCCCCGCCAACUUCAAUCACUCUCGGCAGCGUGAGCUGCCAGCCGACCACUCGCAGCAUCGGAACAGUGUGCACCUACUCUUGCGAUUCGGGCUAUGUCGUGGACGGCACAUCGCAGCGUGUUGUUCCAGUCACUUGCCUGUCCAGCACUGCUUCUGUCGGUGUGUGGUCGCGCGCGACACCAACGUGUGUUCUGUAUGCGGAACAUUGCCCGCACACUAUGGCAGCGCCAACCAAUGGAGCUGUCAACUGUGAUGGAUACUCGCUUGGUGGUAUCUGCACUGUUUCUUGCAACGCUGGCUUCCGUCUGCGUGGUUAUGCGCCACUUGCUACUGUCGAUUCGGUGUGCAAAGCGGAUACCACCUGGUCACGUCCCGAGACGUUCUACUGCGACCCGAUCGCCUGCCCCGCGCUUUCACUUGGUAAUGGUGGACUGAAUUGCGUUGGAGGAACGACUGCUUACAACUCGCAGUGCACCCCGUACUGCAACGCUGGCUUCACACUGGAGGGCGACUACACUGGCGCAGUGCGCUGCAACGCCUCGCAGCUGUGGAACGCAACCCUCUCUGCGCACUGCCAGAUUGUGUCGUGCGACCCUCUGACUCUCGAAAACGGUGCCAUCGACUGCACCAAUGGCAACACAAACUACCUCUCGGAAUGCACACCGAGCUGCAAUGCAGGCUACACCCUUGGCGGAGCCAACACAAAUCCUGUGACGUGUCAGGCGUCGCGCGAGUGGAGCGCAACGCUGCAAGCAGAAUGCACGAUUGUAUCGUGCGAUCCUCUGACGCUUGAAAACGGUGCUGUUCUGUGCACCAACGACAACACAAACUACGGAUCCGAGUGCAUCCCGAGCUGCAACCCCGGCUACUCGCUUGGAGGAGACUACGCCGAUGUUGUCGAGUGCCUGGCGACACGAGAGUGGGACCGCCCGAUGGACGCCUCGUGCACCAUUGUGCCUGCGAUGUUCUGA
This is a messenger RNA of Capsaspora owczarzaki ATCC 30864, 1482 nucleotides long. RefSeq lists its product as hypothetical. The record is from RefSeq and is a predicted model, not a curated record. The transcript has 6 exons. Lineage: Eukaryota; Filasterea; Ministeriida; Capsasporidae. The coding region runs from base 1 to 1482 and encodes 493 amino acids.